CACAGCUAGUUCUCACAUUUAUUUAAAAUAUCAUAUGAUCAAAAAUGGAAUUAAAACAGGAUGAAACAACUCCUAUGGAAGUUGAGGAAAAAACUGAUGAUCUAGAAAUUCUAAAAAAUUACAUCGAAGAAACGAAAAUUCGACUGCAGAAUAAAAUAGAUAUUCGUAAUGGUAACUUAAAUUGCGAAGUUCUUCCUGAUUCUCAUUUUUCAAAACUGGAUUCUAGUUUAAAGAAAAAUACCACAUUUGUCAAAAAAUUAAAAACCUUUAGUGCAAACCAAUUAGAUUCAUUAUUAAAAGAUUUAUCAGGAUUAAAUUUGACAAAAUACAUAUCAGAAGUCGCUGCAGCUCUUGUGGAAGCAAAACUCAAAAUGACUGAUAUUCCAGCUAUUAUUAAAUUAUGUAGCACUUUACAUCAGAAUUAUCCAGAAUUUUCACAAAGUUUCUUUGAAAAUUGGCAAAAGAAUUUAACCAUAAAACCAAAUGAGAAAGUAACAAAUCCUAGUAAAUUAAGAGUUGAUAUAAGACUUUAUGCAGAGCUUAUAAACGCUGGAAUUUUUACGAAUAAAAAUUGCUUACCUUUAUUGGGAACUGUUUUGACUACUUUAAUCAAUAAUGAUAAGGAAGAGCAUAAUAACAUUGCUACAAUAUUAUCCUUCUGUAAACAUUGCGGAGAGGAUUACGCAGGUCUUGUUCCAACAAAAAUAAGACAAUUAGCAGAAAAAUAUAAUAUGGAAGUACCAAAACCGAACAUUUUGCCACCAGAAAAACAGAAUAAUGUUAGAACUAUUUUAAGAGAAUAUUAUACUUCCAUUACCAAGCAUCUUACAACAGAACAUAUUAAUCUUCAAGCACUAGAGAGAGCAAAUAGACGAACUUUGCAAACUAAGGGAGAACUCAGUGCAGACAGAAAAGAUAAAACAGAUGCAUUACAAGCUUCAUAUGAAAAAUUACUUGCAGCUACAGGUCAAUUUUCAGAGUUGUUAGAUUUGCCAAUGCCAGAAUUACCCGUUGAGAAAAUAGUACCAGAAAGUGAAGGUGGAGUUAUGGAAGGUAUAGUGGAAGCAGUAACUUCACCUAUGGAUCCCUGGGAAGACGAUGAAACAAAGGCAUUCUAUGAAGAUCUACCAGAUCUUAGACAAUAUUUACCAAAUUAUUGUGCCAAGGAGAAAUCUGAAGACAUAUCAACAAUAUCUCCAGAGGUAUUAGAUUCUGAUAAUCCUGAUCUUUUAUUAAAUGAAGAUACUCAAAUUACAGAAACAAUUGAAACAGAAAUUGAGGAAAACACACCAUCAAAUACGAAACAAAUGCUAGAAGCAUUCUUAUCUAACUUAUGUAAUUGUGUCAACAAAGAAAUGAUUGAUAGUGCUGCAAUUGAUUUUCUGCUUAACUUAAAUACUAAACACGGUCGCAAAAAAUUAGCUAAAAAUUUGUUUGGUGUUUCUAGAACCAGACUUGAUUUACUACCAUUUUAUGCACGUUUGGCUGCAACCGUUAGUUUAGUAAAUGCAGAUGUGGGCAAUGACUUGGCUCAAAUGUUAAAACAAGACUUUAAAUACCAUGUUCGUAAAAAGGAUCAAAUAAAUAUAGAAUCUAAAAUAAAAGUAGUUAGAUAUAUUGGAGAACUAGUUAAAUUUCAGUUGUAUUCUAAAAUGGAAGCUCUAUUUUGUUUAAAGAUUUUGUUAUUAGACUUUCAACAUCAUCAUAUUGAAAUGGCUUGUGCAUUUUUAGAGGUCUGUGGAAAAUAUUUGUAUAAUCACAUGGAGAGCAGACAAAGAACUUUAAUUUAUUUAGAACAAAUAAUGAGAAUAAAAACAGUAUCUGUUUUAGACUCUAGGCAUGUCGCUCAAAUAGAAAGUGUCUAUUAUUUGGUGAGACCACCAGAUUCAACCAAUGUAAUUCAAAAAGUACGACUGCCCAUCCAUCAAUAUAUACGGAACUUGAUUUAUCAAGACUUGUGCAAAAUGAAUAUUGAUAAAAUUCUCAAGUUACUCCGGAAAAUUGAUUGGAAUGAUAAAAACAUUGCAAACUAUGCUAUUAAAUGUCUAACUAAUGCUUACAAUGUUCGAUAUCACUUAAUUCGAUGCUUAGCAGAUUUACUUGCCGGAUUGAGUUCACAUCAAGAAAAAGCUGUUUAUAAAGUAGUUGAUGGAGUUUUUGAAGAUAUCAGGAAUAGUUUGGAAAACUAUACACCAAAAUUUGCUCAGCGCAGAAUAGCUAUGGCUAAAUAUCUUGGAGAACUUUAUAACUAUCGUCUCAUAGAAUCAGCAGACAUUCUAAAAACACUUUAUGCCAUCAUUUCCUUAGGAGUCACCAUGAGUUAUAAUAUUGUUUCUGAAGUUGAUCCACCUGCAAGUUUGUUUCGAUUAAAACUAGCAUGUGUAUUACUCGAAACUUGUGCCCAAUAUUUCACAAGCUCACUCAGUAGAAAGCGCAUGGAUUACUUUUUGAUUUUCUUCCAGAACUAUUAUUGGUUUAAGAAAAAUGAUCCAAUUUGGGAGACAGAAAAAUACCCUUUGCUUUUUGAUCAUGAGUAUAAGGAUAGUUUGCAAUCAAUUGGAAGAAAAAUUACAAUUUAUAACUCUUUUGAGGAAUGUCAGGAGGCUAUAGAUAAUCUGAAAAAGAUGUUAUAUCCAAAUUUAGGUGAAGAGUCAAAUGAGAAUGAUGUCACCGAUUCAUUGAAUACUAUUGAAGAAGAAACAGAAGGGGAAGAAGUUGAUGAAACUGAUGGAGAUGUAGUGAAUUCUCAUGAAGAUUCAGAGAUGGACUUGAAAAAUAAUGAUGAUGAAGAAUUAACUGAAGAAUUUUCUGAACAAGAAGGCAUUAGUAGCACUGAAGAUGUUAAGGUUAAAUUAUUAAAUACUACUCCAAGAGAUACUGAAGAAGAUCAACUCUUCCAACAAGCUUUGGAUAAGAUGAUGGCAGAAAAUUGCCAGGAAAGGCUUAAAGAUACUGCUAAGAUGCGACGUGAUGAUAUUGUUGUACCGAUGAUAGCAAGGAAUAAUAAGAAGAAUUAUGAUCAAAUACAGGAUGUGGGUUCAAACGAAACAAGUAAAGAAGUGCCGUUUGUUUUAAUGCUUCGAAAAGGCACAAAACAGCAAUAUAAAAGCUUCAGUGCCCCCGUAGAUUCACAACUCGCCAUUAAUUUAAAAUCAAAGGAACAAGAAAUAAAAGAAGAGAAGGAACGCGUUAAACGACUAACACUUAAUAUCACUGAACGACUUGAAGAAGAAGACUACCAAGAAAUGUUAGCUGCUAAUUCUAGACAAAAUACAACAACACAUCAUAAUUCAAAUAGAGAUAGAGCUAAAGGCAUUGGACGAUUCAAGCAUCAGAAAGGAGCACCUGAUGCAGAUUUAAUUUUUGGCACCAAAUGAGACAUUGGUAAAUCCCUUGGAUCAAAGCUGAUACGAAUCACCUGCUUAUGAUAGCUUUUAAAUGGCACAAGAAAUAUGCAGUUAAUUUUUGGAGAUGGAUAAUAAAACGAAGCAGCAGUGACGAAGAUUAUAUUAUACCAGAA
Messenger RNA from Ctenocephalides felis (cat flea), 3520 nucleotides. Its product is annotated as regulator of nonsense transcripts 2-like. Bases 45 to 3377 code for a protein of 1110 amino acids. NCBI's taxonomy places the organism in Eukaryota, Metazoa, Arthropoda, Insecta, Siphonaptera, Pulicidae. The record is from RefSeq and is a predicted model, not a curated record. Gene Ontology annotation, biological process: nuclear-transcribed mRNA catabolic process, nonsense-mediated decay. Gene Ontology annotation, molecular function: RNA binding; protein binding. Gene Ontology annotation, cellular component: cytoplasm; exon-exon junction complex. The transcript has 10 exons.